Messenger RNA from Aspergillus fijiensis CBS 313.89, 684 nucleotides. RefSeq lists its product as uncharacterized. The transcript has 3 exons. NCBI's taxonomy places the organism in Eukaryota, Fungi, Ascomycota, Eurotiomycetes, Eurotiales, Aspergillaceae. The coding region runs from base 1 to 684 and encodes 227 amino acids. The record is from RefSeq and is a predicted model, not a curated record.
AUGCAUGUUGAAUCCUCUGUUCUGGAGGCGGCUGGUAUCUGCCAUCUGACCUUAUGUCUUGAGGAGGACAACGCCUUGGACCAUCCGCGCUUCUUUCAGCAAUACCAAGAGGAACUGCCUCUCCUGGAGAACGAAGAGGAGUUGCUGGAAUUCGAGCCCGACCCAGAUCGCAUCAUGUGGGAAGCUCGGGCUAUGGAGCUCUUCCUCACUAAGCAAUUUUACAAGUGCGGGAGAUACGCAGCGCUAAAGUACCCCCAUAACCCUCGGCCUUCUGGUGGAUAUCGAGAGAUUGGGGAAUACAAGUUCGGCCAAUUGCUGGAGGCUGCAAGAUUUAACUGGUAUGCUGUAUCAGUUACCGACUAUUGGACGGGCAAUUGUCCACACUUCAAAGUCAUGCUAGAAAGCGACGCAUUUGGAGAUGACCGAUUGCUUCGCGGAGAAAUUAUGACCAUCACCGAUAUCAUGGCUGCGAGGCUGAGGACAAAGUCGCUGCGCCCGCAUAUUGUUGCCCCAACCCUGGUGGUGUCUCUCAUGGGUCCCCGACAUGCCCGCGUGCUGGAAGCGGGUUACGAUGGGAAGACUCUGAACAUUCGCGCGUCUAAGCUCUACGAUUUCACGAAAAAGAACACGGAUGCUGCAAUUGCUAACGCGGUAUUGGCUAGGUGGUGCUUGUGGAAAGACUGA